AGAGAGCUCACUAUCACAUCAACUUACACAAACCCCUAUGGUAUUAACCGUGCUGUCAAAAUCUUGGCUGAGGGCAAAGUCAACUGGAACAAUCUGAUUUCUCAUACCUUUAAACUCAAUGAAUUUGAUGAAGCGUGGAAGGUCUUUUUAGCAGGCACUGGUCUAAAGGUCGUCUUGAAGCCUUAA
Gilbertella persicaria is the source of this 186-nucleotide messenger RNA. RefSeq lists its product as uncharacterized. The transcript has a single exon. The record is from RefSeq and is a predicted model, not a curated record. Lineage: Eukaryota; Fungi; Mucoromycota; Mucoromycetes; Mucorales; Choanephoraceae. The annotation marks the transcript as partial.